AUGUCGCAACAAAGUGUAACCUUCCUGAGUCAGAGCUCAGGCAGACUCUUUAAGCCGGCGAAGGCCGAAGGUGGUACCGCACGCUUUCAUCAAGGGAUUGCGGUAUUCUAUGACUGUUUGCGUAGAAUUGCGUAGAAGAAUUGAUUUUCUGUGCUUCGGCAGAGGACAAACUUGAUGUCUAACACAACUUUGUUUCGAUCACAUACACAUUAUCUCAAUGAACACUUCCAUUUUUAUCUCGAACUCAAUUACUUUUUUCCAUCACAGUCAGAUAUAUUUGAUAUGCAUCAUCCUUCACAAUAACAAAUGAAUCCACAACUACUCACAUUCAUGAUCACCCACGACACGCUCACGCUCAUCCCACCAUAUGAAUUAAGUACAACUUAUUAAGGGUCGUUUUUCUUUUUUGCUAUCCUUCUGAGAAUCUCACUACAGGAUCCCAAUUUUUUGAAAAAAUCAACAAACAGGGCACUCUCCUUCUGAAAAGAGAAACCGAAGCAGAUGUCCAACGGUUGGCUGGAGAAGAGAAGGAGAAUGAGUAUCUUCGCGAAAAGAACCGCGAAAUGAGGCUGUGCGAAUACCACUAUGCCACAAGCAUAAAAAUGGGAGAUGUACUAUCUUAUUUAUUUUCAUGUGGAACUUUUUUGACUAUCUAAGGUUUACCCGCUUAUUUACGUUUAUCAUUGCAGAUUCUUGGCGAAUAGAUUCACAUCUUCAUGAUCAUGAAAUGUUGAUCAUGAAUUGCAAAUGUUUCUUGUUGGGAUGUUUGAAAUGAACUUCGAGAAUCUACGACUCCUACAACUAGAAUCAUAAUCUGUAGUACUGAGAACGAAAACUCAGGAACGAAAGCGACUUGGAGUCUUGGACAUCCCGCCUAAACCAGUUGCGUCUAUUCCGGGAUACAGCGGGUUUAUCCCACGCAAAGAAGCGGCAAAUGUCAUCGGGACGACUUAUAAGAUCGGUACCGUUCAUCUCUAUAAUUGUGGUACUAGAAUAGAACAACCGGUUAGUUUUUACUUCUAGAGAUUUUUCCCUUGCAACAAUAUAAUUGUGGUACUAGAACUAGAGGUAGUUUACUAGUACUUCUUUGACAUCAGAAGUUUUACUAAGUUUAAGUUAAAGUUUACUAUGUUACCUCAAGUAGUGCAACAUACUGCUGUUAUUUGACAUCAGUUUUAAUGUUAUGCGGCAUGAUCGCGGCUUUCCGAGUACUAGUUCUGAAUUCUUCACACCCCCAUUCCACUGUGAAAGCUUUCUUAAGACACUGUCAGAGUCUUUCACAUACAAAGUACACGUCUUCUCACCAUGAUCCCACAAUGUCCCCAGGUAACCUCCAGUCAGCAGAGGUAUUUGCCAGCGAGCAGGACGCGAGCCGGAAGAAGUUCAGUAAUAUCCUGAAGCCAGACUCAACUCUGAAGACACCAGAUAACUAUUAACUGGUUUGAAACUUCGAAAGAUGUUACUUGAUUUAGUUGUAGUAAAUGACUGAGAACUUCAACUCCAUCGUGAUUCACGUCCUCUUGACAAUACAGCUUUACAUUCAUCAAGUCCUCAGAUAGAAGGGGACACACCUAAACAUUUCAGUAGUAAACGCACAUUAUGACAACUGAGUUAGCUAUUACGGACAAGUUACAAACAUUUCAUAAGUAGAUUUGCCAACAGCUUCGAUUUUCUUGUACUGAACUACGUUGUGGGCUCCCCUACUACGCACCUUGGAUAGAUACCCAUUGCGCUUAACCAAAGACCUUGACCUUCUUCAAAUUUACAGCCUGUUCGUUUUUCACAACUAACGACAUUGUCAUACGAAAAGUACCAGAAAACGCAUCCAAAUAUAUAAUAUGAAGUAGAGCUGAUCAUCGGGUUUUCGGAUGAUAUUUCAUGCCGUAAAUGAACUAGUAAAUCAGUAUAGAAAUAGAGGAAAGCACUGUUGCAUUGCCCUCUUCCUAGUCUAUGCAAGAAUAAUGAAUCGAAUCUUCACAGCAAUGAAUGUUGCCGUGAUUCCGCCCUAAAAAUGCUCAUUGACGCAUAUCGAAAAUGAU
Amoebophrya sp. A25 is the source of this 2039-nucleotide messenger RNA. The record is from the annotation of a GenBank genome assembly. Lineage: Eukaryota; Dinophyceae; Syndiniales; Amoebophryaceae.